Molecule: messenger RNA, 978 nt
Organism: Bursaphelenchus xylophilus (pine wood nematode)
Lineage: Eukaryota; Metazoa; Nematoda; Chromadorea; Rhabditida; Aphelenchoididae
Source: the annotation of a GenBank genome assembly
AUGGAUCUAAACCCAGAACCGCCGAUUAAAAACGGUGUUUUCCACUGGCAAGUUUUUUUUGACAUUACUAUUAAUGGAACUCCAGCUGGGAGAAUUGUCAUUGGGGUAAGCUGAGGCCUUUAACACACAUUUAGCAGUGUUUUUAUAAUAAUAUUAUUACAGCCAUUUAAUUUUAGCUCCGUCCAGAUAUAGUUCCAAAAACGGCCGAGAACUUUCGAGCAUUAUGUACAGGAGAGAAAGGAGUGGGCAAAUCGGGAAGAAGAUUACACUUCAAAGGAUCAGUCUUUCACAGAAUCAUUCCCGGAUUCAUGUUACAGGUAUUUUUUAAUUACAAUUAGAAUUUUGAUGACUAAGAAAUGAUUUCGUAUUAUAAUUUAGGGUGGAGACUUUACUCGAGGCAAUGGAACGGGAGGCGAAAGUAUAUACGGGGAAAAGGUGGGUUUUUAUUAAACCUUUUUUACCUUUCUAUUAUACCUCCAACAAUCCUCUUUUUUUAGUUCGAGGAUGAGAAUUUCAACUUGAUCCAUACUGGUCCCGGGAUAUUAUCGAUGGCGAAUGCUGGGCCUAACACAAAUGGAUCUCAAUUUUUCAUUUGUUGCGACAAGACUGACUGGCUGGACAAGAAGCACGUUGUAUUUGGCGAAGUUCUCGAUGGAAUGGAGGUAGUCAGAGAAGUUGAGAAGAAGGUAAGUGAUGUGAAUUGUGUAAUAUCAGUCUGUCGGGAAAAUAACGGCGGAUCGUCGCAGAAAAAUGUCUCGCCUCGCCUCUAUCGCGCGACAAAUCUUCAGCUUCGGCAGCCGUCGCAAAGCGAUGACGGGCGAUUCCUAGGCGCGAUGAUCCGCCGUUAUUUUUCCGACAGACUGAUAAUAAUAGAUAGUGCGACAUAUUACAUCUGUCCAUUUUUUUAUUUUGCAGGGUUCUCAGAGUGGGAAACCAAGUGCUGUGGUUGCUAUUGCGGAUUGUGGGCAGCUGAUGUGA